CAAGAGGCUUUUUCGCGAGCGAUAGAGAAAGAGAGAGAAAAAGUGUUUACUAACAUUCAGCGCUAGAACGUGUUGGGCGAGAUCGUUUUAUUACGCGAGCACACAGACCACGCUUGAUACAGUUGUAUUAUUAUCCGCGCACGGCGAAAAUUCUUGAUCGAGUGAAUUAAAUUACGGCGUUUGAUCGGCACUGACCUGAACCUGCAACGUGUUGGCCUGACCACAGCCACUUGACUGCCUGAGCUCUUCCCCACGGUAAUCGCUAACGUCCCCAUCAUGGUGACCACGACGACCAAGACGCUCAACUACUCCAUCAUCCGCGGCAACCACACCAACUCCGUCAACGCCACCAUCACCAGCACGCCCGGCUUCAAUGUCAACUACUUUGGCAAGAUCCCCGGGAUCCUCAAGCUGGUCGAGCUGAUGAUGGUGAUUGUGGCGCUGGCACUGGUGGCCAGUUUGCGGGAGGACCGGCAGCUGACCAGCGGCCUGAACGGCACGGACUACCUGUCGUAUCCGCGCGAGAUGUUCCUGUCGGGGGAAGUAUACUUCCUGUGCGCGCAGACGCUGGCCUUGGGUGUGCUGACGAUGGUGCUGCUGACGUACGCCUUCCACACCGUCUCCAGCAUGAUCAUCCCCAAGGCCACCGCCCUGGAGAACACCUUCAACAUGACCCUGGCCAUUCUACUCCUCAUCGCCGGUAUCGUCGAGAUCGUCCAGACCGAACAGUGGAAGAUCAGCCAGACCCGCCAAAUCUUUCUCUUUACCGACCAACAGUACGGAAAGCACCUGGCCGCCGGGAUCAUCUCGCUGGUGACCGGUGUGUGCUUCCUGGCCAGCUUCGCGCUAUCCCAACGAGAACUGCAAGGCCCCAAGCCCGUGUAAAGCGACCGGGAUUUCCGGGAUCCUGAUAACCCGGAUCCGGCUGAUAAUGCUUGGCCGGCGUCGUCCACUGGUCCUUGUUAAUAUAUACCUUUCGUCCACUCUGAGCAAACCAAAAUUCCGUCACGCAUGUUUCCCCGCUUCCUUGUCCUCAUGAUCUGCAUCGAUUUCACAGAAUUUUGUGAUCACCAAAGUUACUACUGAUCGGAGAGAAUAAUAUGUGCAUACCCAGGCAUUAAUUGUGUUCGUACUUUCUCCCAUAUUAAUCACUGUUUUGUUUUGGAACCAUAAACACAGUUUGAAAUGUUUCCCAUUUUGUCAGUUAUUGCAAUAUUAUUUCUUAUUACUGGUACUAGUAUAGCCGCAGCGUAUCUGUACUUACUGUUUGUAAGCUGGAUCUGUCUAGUACCUAGGCGCGCUUUCUUGUUCAUCCUGGUUCAGCUGAACCUGAUUCACCCACGAAAUUAAAAUGUAU
Molecule: messenger RNA, 1357 nt
Organism: Paramacrobiotus metropolitanus
Lineage: Eukaryota; Metazoa; Tardigrada; Eutardigrada; Parachela; Macrobiotidae
Exons: 5
Coding region: 277-885 (202 amino acids)
Cellular component (GO): membrane
Source: RefSeq, a predicted model, not a curated record